GCUGCCAAAUAAUUGAUAUAUACAUAAACGUCAAUUAUGUAUUUUUUCCGUGAGUUCACAAGUUGAUCGAUACCUUAUUUACCUCACAUUUUUGUCAAGUUGAAAUAUUAUUAAAUAGCAGAAAGAUAACACGAUGAAUAAAAAUACUCGUGAAACAACGCCAGGUGAUGGCUUACGAUCAUUGCGGAGUACUACAUUAUUCCGUGCCGUAAAUUUUGAGUUAUAUGUUAAGCCGAACAAAACCAUCAUGAUUCUCGGUAUCAUAGCAAUGUUAAGUUGUUCUGGAUAUAUAUUUUAUAUGAAUACUAAUCAAAAGAGGAAUGAUUACAAUAUUAUGGUUAAACCAGACGAAACAAUGGAAUUAGUAAAAAAAGUGUCCAAGUGGACUGAUUAAGUAAGAAAUCCUUACGAAUAGUAUGAAAUAUUAUAUUAUUUUGUAUAAUCGAAUAAUCUAUUCCAUUACAUUAAUAUAUUUGUUAUAAGGUAUUAGUUUAACAUUUAGUAUUAGAUAAAUAAAGCAUUAAAUAUUCUCCAA
This is a messenger RNA of Mycetomoellerius zeteki, 535 nucleotides long. Its product is annotated as small integral membrane protein 8. The transcript has 3 exons. The record is from RefSeq and is a predicted model, not a curated record. The coding region runs from base 134 to 394 and encodes 86 amino acids. Lineage: Eukaryota; Metazoa; Arthropoda; Insecta; Hymenoptera; Formicidae.